Messenger RNA from Pseudomassariella vexata, 1590 nucleotides. RefSeq names its product ACT domain-containing protein. Lineage: Eukaryota; Fungi; Ascomycota; Sordariomycetes; Amphisphaeriales; Pseudomassariaceae. Gene Ontology annotation, biological process: cellular response to L-arginine; regulation of intracellular signal transduction. Bases 303 to 1418 code for a protein of 371 amino acids. The transcript is spliced from 3 exons. The record is from RefSeq and is a predicted model, not a curated record. Gene Ontology annotation, cellular component: cytosol.
UUACAUAAAUUUUUAUUUUCUCUUUUUCUCUUUUUCUCGUCUGUGCCUUCUAAUUCCAGUGGUGUCCUUGUGCGUACACACUACUUCAACGUCUGAGACCUGGAAACCGAACCAUCAAUUGCACCUUACCAGACAAUAAACCUCCGCGACGCCAAUCACGACUCGAGAAUCUUUUUGGUGUCAGGGCCGCCAUCCGUGCACUUUUAGGGGUCCAUCACCCCACCCCUAACUACUUCAGCGAGGUCGGAUGAAGAAGUCGCGAGGUUGCGCUCCCUCGGACAUAAGAGCAAAGUACGGUGAAAAUGAAUUCUCCGAGUCAAAUAUCGUUUCUUGAGGGAACUUUCAGCCUCGUUCACAUUCCUCUCGGGCUAUACCCGAUAUUCCUGCAACCAAUUCUUCAGGUUCUGCUACCCCAAGGCGGCACGGACAACGCGGAUGAAUAUGUGGAGGGAUUAAGUAUAGACAACAAGCAUGGGUUCCUCAACAUCAGUAUAACCCCUGUGGAGUGCUCGGUGGUGUGCCACAAUAACUGGGCCAAGAAAGUGUUCGAACCGGUCAUCAGAAACCUCCCGCGGGAUGUGUCUAAGACGGUCGCCAUCUCCAAAGACUCAUACCUGAUUCUGUCGGUUAUCAGUGCUGGGAUGGAUGCGGGGAGCCGAGUCAUGGAGCUGACAUCGCCCCUUGCGCUGGCUGGAAUCCCCAUUUUCUUCAUCACGACAUACUAUUCGGACUUCAUCUUGGUUCCCACAAAAGAUCGGCAGACUGUGGUACAGGCACAUGCCAGAGGCCCGAGUGUUACCACCCAGCCUCCCUCGACACCGCCCCCUUCCAAUGUGGCCGAGUUGCAAGUACGGACUUUUGAGCUCCUCAAGAAGCGCGAUGUGGUUCCCCACGUCGCAGACGGCCUCAUUCUUGUGAACUGCUCUGGAAGGGAUGUGGACGCGACGCAAAUGAGCGACUUCGGCCUGCGACCCGCAACCAGCAGGCGCGGCACAAACAGCAACGGUCAUCGUCGCAGCUGGCUCGACAACGUCGACACAAAACUGUACACCAGUCUUAUUGCCGUCCUCGUCACGUACCCAUACCCUAGAUUUCUCUCCAUGACGCUCGCGCACGAGGAUCCACCUUCCCUGCUUCUGGACAAAUCCCACCUCUCGGUAUUUGGUGACUCACUAGUCGGAGACACGGACGGCGACCUCGUGCCCAUAUUUCUGGAUCUUGAGAACCUUCCGCUCGAGGCAACAGGCAUCGUCUGCGGUAUCGCGGGGAAACUCGUAUCAGAGAUGCGCAUGGCAGAGACUGGCGUCAGUGGGGAGCUCUCUUACCUUUCGACGGCCCGAGCGGGUGCUGUUAUCUUGUCGUGCGAGCAGUCUAUGAAGGCGCUCGAGGUCUUGAGGCCUCUUUUGGUCAGAGAAUGAGCAAAGUCAAGACAAGCCGCCUCUUAUACGACACACCGAGCCCAUCUUAGGAUGGUCGGAAAGGAUGGGAUUCAUACGAGCCACGGGAUAUUCUAACGACUAUUACCCCUCUCGCAAAACAGAAUUAAAAAAAAUUGGCGUUGUAAUGUGGAAGUGGAUAAGUAACGAGCAU